Molecule: messenger RNA, 1445 nt
Organism: Fomitiporia mediterranea MF3/22
Lineage: Eukaryota; Fungi; Basidiomycota; Agaricomycetes; Hymenochaetales; Hymenochaetaceae
Product: alpha/beta-hydrolase
Exons: 13
Coding region: 1-1410 (469 amino acids)
Biological process (GO): proteolysis
Molecular function (GO): peptidase activity
Source: RefSeq, a predicted model, not a curated record
AUGUCUUUUGUCGCUACUCCAUCCAGGCAUCUUUACACCCAUCCUAAGAGCUUGAAGUUUAGCUCGGAAAAUCUGGAAACGUAUGUCCUAAAAGAUGGUAUCAAAGUCGUAGAGAGAUCCUUCUCUGUUCCACUGGAUUACUCAAAUCCAGAUGGAGAGAAGAUCCGCGUCCAUGCAAGGAAUAUGGUUCCACUGAAGAAGGCAGAUACACCAAAGAAGGAAGCUGAACUGCCUUUUAUGGUGUACUUACAAGGUGGUCCGGGAUUCGAAGUAACCACGAGUUUUGCUCGUCAUCUUGCGGAAGAGAUACAUGAAAGAGGUUAUCAGACUCUGUGGCUCGAUCAACGGGGUACGGGUUUAAGCACGCCUAUCUCCGCAGAGCUUUUAGAACACAAGUCGGAUGAAGAGAAGGCGGACUAUCUGAAGCAUUUCCGUGCAGACAACAUCGUUCGGGAUUGCGAAUUCAUUCGUGGUGCUCUCCUCUCCCACAAGAAAAACGAGGCGGAAAAAAAGUGGACACUGCUUGGACAAAGCUAUGGCGGAUUCAUUGCUCUCAAUUACUUAUCAUUCUUUCCCGACGGGUUGAAGGAGGUGUUCCUUACUGGUGGGCUCGCACCGAUUGUGGACCAUCCUGACCCGGUGUAUGAAAAGACAAUCUCUAGAGUAGCUCAGCGAAACAAAAUCUAUUACGAGAAAUAUCCUCAGGACAUCAUGCGAGUUCGGAAUAUUCUGAGCUAUUUGGAAUCGAAUGAAGUAACCCUCCCGAAUGGUGGACGACUUUCCGUCAAUCGUUGGUUGCAACUUGGCAUUAAAUUCGGAAUGGAAAAUGGGAUUGACGAAGUGCAUGAACUCGUCCUUCGCGCAACGAAUGAUCUUGAACUCUUUGGCAAGUUAUCGUAUAAGCUAUUACAAUCUGUGCAGAACGAGUCUGCAUAUGAUGGAAACCCAAUAUAUGCCAUUAUUCACGAGGCAUGUUACUGUCAAGGCCGUGCCUCGAAGUGGAGUGCGAAUUGGAUUAUCGAGAGCGAUCGCAGAUUCUCAUGGCAUCAUGUCAAAACACAGGCGGAGACUGUACCAGUAUACUAUUUCGGAGAGAUGAUAUUCCCAGACAUGUUUGAUGACUACGCAGCACUCAAACCUCUUAAGAACGCCGCCAACAUUCUCGCCAGUUAUGAAGACUGGGGACGUCUUUACGAUGAGGAACAACUGGCAAAGAAUGAAGUUAAAGUCACUGCUGCUUCGUACUUUGAUGAUAUGUAUGUCGACUUCGAUCUUGCUCAGGAAACGGUCGCGAAGGUCCGUGGGGCUGAGCAGUUCAUCACGAACCAAAUGUUCCAUGACGGGCUCCGGAAGCAUACGAAAGAAGUCCUGGGGAAGUUAUUUGAGAUCUCGCGAAGGGAGUUCAAUUAAAGUAGCUCCCAGUCUCGAGUCAAUAUGUACUUCUU